UAUGCAAAUAAUAAAUUAGAAUAUGCAAAUUUAACGCGUGUUUUCCAUGAAGUGGGCGCGGUUAAAGCGGAAGUGGGCGUGGUUAUCCGGUGGUGGGCGGGGUUUGUGGCGCCACGUGGGUGCCCCGAGCUGUGCCCACGUCCUGGGCGCUGCUGAGGCCGCGCCUCGGGUGCCCGUCCGGUCCUGGGGCACUCAGUUCAGGAAGGACAUUGAGCUGCUGGAAUAUCUCCAGAGAAGGGCUACGGGGUGGAGUACAGUCUGAUGAGCAGCGGCUGAGGGAGCUGGGGUGGCUGAGCCAGGAGAAAAGGGGGUUCAGGGGUGACCUUCUCACUCUCUGCAUCUACCUGAAGGGAAUUUGGAGGCAGGUGGGAGUAGGGCUUGUCUGCCCGGCAGCUAGUGACAGGACAAGAGGACACAGUCUUAAGCUAUGCAAGGGGAGGUUUAGGUUGGACAUUAGGAAGAAUUUCUUCACAGGAAGGUUACACAUUGGGAUGGGCUGCCCAGGGAGGUGGUGGAGUCACCAUCCCUGGAAGUGUUUCAGGAAGGACUGGACGUGGCACUUGGUGCUGUGGUCCGGUUAAACGUGGUGUCCUGUCACAGUUGGGCUUCGUGAUCUCAGAGAUCUUUUCCAGCCUAAUUGAUCCUGUGAUUCUGAGCUGUGCAUGCCCUGGCGUUGCGUGGGAUGGGCUCAGUGCCCUGCUCUGUGUGGGCUGUGCAUCACAGCUCUGCCCAGCACAUCCAGGAGGGACUGGCACUGCGGGGCUCUGCAUCUCUCUGUUCUCCCAACCUCUCUGCAUGGUCCCCACAUCCCACACAGCACAGUCCAGUGCUGGUGAUGGGCCAGGGCACAGGCAAAACCGGCCAGGAUCUCACAGCAGACAAGAGCUUCCUUGGCCCUGGUUGCCAGGAGAGUCUGAGGCAAAGCCAAGACCACAGUGUUGAAUACAGAAACCCUAGGAUAAGUCAAUCCAUCUCAGUCACCUGUCAGUGGGGGCAGCCACCCCUCCACAGACAGAACAUUUCCUCCUCAGCAACACCAAAGAGGGACCUGCACAGUUAACAAGAAGCGUUUAAAAUCCCUGCUGAGCCCCUCCUGCUUGGGAUGGAGCGGUGGCACCAUUUCCAAGAGCCAGGUCUCACGGAUCAGACAGAGCAUCUGCAUUGAUGGCAGAGCUGGAUCUGCCGCUGGGGCUCCCACCAAAACCAGCAGCAGCUCAGCAAGGGCAGGAUCAGUCCCUGACAUCCCCCCUGCCACCUCCCCCUCUCCGAAGUCCCAGCCAGACACCGCUCAGCCUUUAACCUGCAGGAAGCCUGGUUUUCCUGGCAGCAGCAUUUCCGAGGUAUUUCGGGCUCUCUUCCCCCUGAGGGUCCCCGCGCUCAGGAUGCGCAGCCGCGGGAAGCAGGGCCGGGCUGCCGGGCUGGGGAUGAGCUGCGGGGACUCGGUGAGAGCGCGGGGGGACUGCAGGGGGCAGCCCCAGCCUCGGGAGAGGGUGGGCGAGGAGGAGGAGCGUUCUCCAAAAGGGAUGAAGGAUGCUCGCAGGCGGCUCGGCCAAUGGGGAGGCGGGAUUUGGUUGUCAUGGCUACGGUUGGGAGGCAGAGCAGGGAGGCAGCGCUGGAAGAGAAGGGGUGCAGAGCCCCCCCCGAUCCUCUACAGGGGCUCGGGGCAGGCAGGGAGCCGGGGCAGGACAAACAGCCGGCCCUGGAGCCGGUUCAUUCUCUUGGGAGACCCAUGGCAGAAUCUGUUUAAAUGCUUUCUGAGGUAAGAGGGCUUUGGGGGGGUGCUGUGGGGGAGCUGUUUUGCCUGGCACAGUGAGAAGAGAGCUUAGAGUGCCUGGGGUGCUGAAUUCGGGGAUGGGGGUGAAGGGUAUGGUGCUGUCAGUGCCCCUCUCUUCUCCCCAGAGACCCCAGACCCCCAGGCACAGCUACACCUCAGGCUGCUGCAGGAGGUUGGCGUUCCUCGGGGAGCCCCCCUGACAGCACACCAGGACACCCGGGAGGGACACCUGGACCGUGUGUAUCUCAUCCUUAGAAUCCACUGCCUACUCCAGGAGCAUCACCACACCCAGAACAUCACGCCAUGAACGGGUACUUGAACGAAUCCAAUUUCCUGAUGGUGGAGGAGGGCUUCACCACCAGAGACCUCCUGGAGAACCUCCUGGGGGAGCUGUGCCAAGAGAGCGAGCAGCAGGCCUUCUUCGUGGCAGACCUUGGGGACAUCGUGAAGAAGCACCUGCGGUUCCUGAAGGCCUUGCCCCGAGUGAAACCCUAUUUCCCAGUUAAAUGCAACGGCAGCGAGGGGGUGAUCCGGCUGCUGGCAGAGCUGGGGGCAGGAUUUGCCUGUGCCAACAAGGCAGAGAUCACCCGGGUCCAGGGCAUCGGGGUCCCAGCUGACAGCAUCUUCUACAGCAGCCCCUGCAAGCAGGUCGCCCACAUCAGGCACGCGGCCGCCCACGGCGUGAGGCUGAUGGCCUUCGACAACGAGGUGGAGCUCAGCAAGGUGGCCAGGAGCCACCCCCGUGCCAGGAUGUUGCUGGGGAUCACUGCUGACUGCAUCCCUUGUGCCCAGCCGGGCAUGACCUUUGGGACCACGCUGAAAUCCUGCCGGCGCCUGCUGGAGGCAGCCAAGGAACAGGCCGUGGAGGUGGUGGGCAUCAGCUUCCACCUGGGCAGCCGUGGGCUGGAGCCCCAGGCCCUGGCACAGGCCGUGGCUGCAGCACAGCUGGUGUUUGACAUGGGCACGGAGCUGGGACACCACAUGCACCUCCUGGACAUCGGGGGAGGAUUCCCCGGCACCGAGGACGCCAGAGCCCCGCUGGAAGAGAUCGCUGCGGGGAUAAACGCUGCCCUGGAUUUGUACUUCCCCGAGGGCAGGGGGGUGGACAUUGUUGCCAGGCCUGGGCGUUACUAUGUCACCUCUGCCUUCACCUUGGCCGUCAGCAUCACUGCCUUGGAGGAGAUCCCCGUGGAGCAGCCUGGCUCUGACGAGGAAGAGUGUGGCAGCAAGAAGAGCCUGGUGUAUCACCUCAGUGACGGCAUCUACGGCUCCUUCAGCUGCCUCCUGUUCGACAGCCCCUGCCCCAGGCCCCGGCUGCACAAGAGACCCUGCCCAGAGCAGCCCUGGCACAGCAGCAGCCUGCGGGGCCCGCGGGGGCUCCCCGAGGAUCGCAUCGCCGACGGGCUGGAGCUGCCCCAGCUGCACGUGGGGGACUGGCUGGUUUUUGGGAACAUGGGAGCCUACACCAUCCCAGCCACCCCCACAUCGUCCCUGCUCACGGGGGGUCCCCAGCCACGGGUCACCUACGCCAUGUCCCGCAUGGCCUGGAAAGCCAUCCAGCUCUUCCAGGGAAAGCCACCCCAAGCAGAAGACGACCGUGAGAGCCUCUGCAUGCCCCUGUCCUGCGGCUGGGAGAUGGCAGAGACACUUUGUGUCCCUCCUGUCUUCGCUCCAGCUGGCAUCAUCUGAGCGAUGCUGGCACUGUGGGAGGAGGAGCCACGGUGGGAAAGGUCCUGUGGUGGUGCUGGCAGGGGAAAUGUCCCAUAAUGGUUUUGGGAUGGGAAAAAUCCCAUGGCAGCACCAGGGGAAAAGGUCCCACAGUGGCACUGGAGGGAUAAAAAUCCUACAGUCAUACCACAGUGGGAAAAUCCCAUGGCAGCACCAGAAGGGAAAGGUCCUAUGGUGGUGUCAGAGGGGGAAAGGAUCCCAUGGCAGUGCCAGGGAGAGGGAAGGUGCCAUCCUGCCUCUGGCAUGGCCCUGCUACGCUCUCAUGGACUUGGCAGUAAAUCCUGUCCCCUAAAUCCUGUCCCAUAAAUCCCAUCCCAUAAAUCCUGUCCCAUAAAUCCUG
Molecule: messenger RNA, 3842 nt
Organism: Prinia subflava (tawny-flanked prinia)
Lineage: Eukaryota; Metazoa; Chordata; Aves; Passeriformes; Cisticolidae
Gene: AZIN2
Product: antizyme inhibitor 2
Exons: 10
Coding region: 2078-3463 (461 amino acids)
Cellular component (GO): cytoplasm
Molecular function (GO): catalytic activity
Source: RefSeq, a predicted model, not a curated record